This is a messenger RNA of Branchiostoma floridae (Florida lancelet), 3884 nucleotides long. Its product is annotated as E3 ubiquitin-protein ligase TRIM37-like. The coding region runs from base 36 to 2201 and encodes 721 amino acids. NCBI's taxonomy places the organism in Eukaryota, Metazoa, Chordata, Leptocardii, Amphioxiformes, Branchiostomatidae. The transcript has 2 exons. Gene Ontology annotation, molecular function: protein binding; zinc ion binding; ubiquitin-protein transferase activity. Gene Ontology annotation, cellular component: chromatin; nucleoplasm. Gene Ontology annotation, biological process: positive regulation of DNA-templated transcription. The record is from RefSeq and is a predicted model, not a curated record.
AAAGACUUCGAAGGCUACAGAGCGUCAGAUAGAUAAUGUUUAAUGAAAAAAUUGGUCCAUUUACCCCCACCACAUUUUUUGUAAUAGCCCAGUCGAUUUGGGCGGGAAAGUUAGCACGAUUGCGAAAGUGUCGUCCGUUGUGUGCCAACAAAAUGCCAAAAAGGAAGAGUACUACUACUAGUUCAAUGUCAAAGGAAGAAACGAAGGGAGAUGACAUACUUAGCAAAAUUUCGGGCGCCUUUCUGGAGUGUACAAUCUGCCUGGAACCCUUUAAAGAUCCCAAGGUCCUGCCAUGUCUCCACACCUUCUGUGAGGGAUGUCUGAAGAAGCUUGUUGAACAGCAAGAUGAUGCGAAGGACACUUUUCAGUGUCCCACAUGUCGGACUGAUACCUCACUACCAGUGGGUGGUGUUGCUUUCCUGAAAAACAACUUCUUUGUGCAGAGCUUGAGUGACACAGUUCAGACCCACAAGAGUUUGGUAAGCAAGGAGGAUGACAAAGUGAAGUGUGAUAACUGUGAAGAAGAAGUGGCUAAUCACGGCUGUGUCCCCUGUGAAGAGUUCUUGUGUGAUGAGUGUGCUUGUGCCCACCGUCGAGGUAAGCGUACGCGCGGUCACGAAGUCAUCGGUGUGGCGGAGCUUAAAGAGCAGCUGAUCAACAAGACGGGAUUGCUCAAGUCAAGAUCACUGCCGAUUUGUCCGAAACACGAGGAUGAGAAGUUAAAGUUCUACUGUGAGACGUGCAAGCACCCCAUCUGUCGAGAUUGCACAGUACUGCAACACAAGAACCACACGUAUGGCUACCUGGCAGAUACAGUGUGUGAUGUCAGAGCAAAAAUCCAAAACAAGCUGGAAGCUGCCAGGCAGCAGAUCACAAAAUACCAAGACAAGGCAAGAGCUGUAGCUAAGAGACAAGAUGAACUGCACACAACUUGGAAGAAAGCUGCAGACGACAUCAAUGUAGCUGCAAAAGAAGAGAUCAAGUAUUUGACUAGCCUUGUGAAACGUAAGCAGACUGAACUGGAAGAAAAGUUAGCAGAAAUCAUAACAGAGCGUUUUGGGCAGCUCUCUGUUACAGCAGACAGUGUUGAGAGCACCUUAGACAGUCUGUCUAGCACAGUGGACUUUGCACAGAAAGUUGUGGAGCACGGCAGUGAUUUUGACAUCAUGAACGUGUAUUCUGAUGUCACAACGCGGCUGGAGUCUCUGCUUGAAGGUCCCACCAAGGAUCCGGACAUUCCUGAUGACAUCAAUUGCCUUAUGUUUGAGGUGAUGACACAGCAGAAGAAGAAGGAUGAAGAAGAGGAAGAUAAAUCGCGAGCUGAGGCGACCUUUCGUUUCACAGUUGACAACUUCAGCCAGCUGAGUAAGAACAGCAAGGUCAGUCCUGCAGUCUUCAUCCGAAAUCUGCCUUGGAAAAUAGAAACCAGGCCUGAGCACAAUGACAACAAGAAGAGCCUAGCCUUUUUCAUGAAAUGUAAUGAUGGUUCCAAAAGCUUGUGGUCCUGCAAGGCAUCAGUUGUGAUGCGAUUGAUUCCACAAAAGGAUGGAGUUCAAACCUACGAGCGAAAAUAUGAAGUUGUCUUCUACAACAAGGGGAACAGCUGGGGGUAUGCAGGAUUCUUUCCGUGGGAUGAGCUGUGUGAUCCACAGAAGGGAUACAUCAAGGAUGACAAGAUCAUACUGGAGGCUUACGUGAAGGCAGAUGCUCCUAAGUUCAUGAAGGAAACCAUCGUUCGCAACAUUUUCAAUGAAGAAGUACCGAAGAAUGCGAAGAACUUGCAGACUCAGUCAACUUUCCGUUUCACUGUUGAAAACGUAAGCAAGCUGUUGGGGAGGAAGUUUAGCCAUACCGUUUUCAUCUGUGGCCUACCCUGGAAAAUAAUGGCCAUGCCUGGCUGCAGUGCCCCACCGCACCACAACAGCCUCGGUGUCUACCUGCAGUGUGAUGUUGAUGCCGACUCCAGCAGCUUCUGGUCUUGUUGUGUAUCAGUCGAGCUGCGGUUGAUUUCGCAGAAGAAUGGUGUCAAGAUGUACAAACGGAAGUUCGGACACGUCUUUCACAGCAAGAACAACAGCUGUGGAUGCCCAGACUUCAUGCCGUGGCCCGAGCUGUGUGAUCCACAGAAGGGAUACAUCAAGGAUGACAAGAUCAUACUGGAGGCUUACGUGAACGCAGAUGCACCUUGUGCCAUGGUCUAAGACUUAAAGAAGUAGACAGCUAAUGUAUGCUAUCAAGAUCAUUAUCUUAAGCAUAAGAUUAUUAUGGCAUCAGAAUAAUCUCAAGCUCCUUUAUGGGAAUGGAUAGUCAAAAUAUGUGAAGCUUCAAAAAACAAAAUUGUGUUAGACUGAUUGAAGAAUAAAUAGUACUGUAGGAUGAUAGGGUCAAAGGAUUAAAUUUAAAGGAAGUGUGUUCUAGGAAUCAAAAGAAACCAUUCUGUGCAAGAGUAUGGACAGAAAUCUAGAAAAGCAGACAAUUGCACACUGUCAACAUAUAUAGGCAUUGCCACAUCUCCCUUUACCUCUACAUUUUUGCUUUAACUUGAAGCUGUUGAAUGAAGAUUUUAAGACAAAUUGCUAAGAGCUGAUUGCUAAGAGCAAGAACAACUUGUUCACUGUGCAAUGACAUUGUGUUUUGAAUAUCUCUAUAAAUGUCUACAAUCCACAAUACAAAUUUGCUUAUCUUUAUCAUGGUAGCCUCAGUAUGUAUUUUUACUUAUGCUGUGAUACUUUUAACCAACUUGUAGAUGUAGCAGGUUGCAAAUUGCAUUUGAAGUGUGUCAAAGCCAAAGGCUUUUAGGUCUGUUCUGACAAAUAAAAUGACAGAUUUAGCUCCAGACAUUUGUCAGUAAAUGUUGUACUGACAAAUAAGUACUAGGUUCUUAAAAUCCAUCAAUUUUUAGAAAGAAAACAAACAGGAAUCAUGUAUUCUUUGAAAUUGUAUAGAAAGUUUGUUUUGGAGCGUAAUACAUUCUGCUGACUGUAAACUAGUGUCUAGUGCAGAUGAAUUUUAUAGUACAAUUAACAACUUACAUUGUUAAACAUUGUAUUGUACAAUGUCCAUGUGUGUUUAGUACAUUUUGUACUUAACAACAUCCCAAAAUGCUACAAAUACAGAUCUAGAGGGAACUAGAUUUUCCUGAUAGCUAGUUGUCAAGUGACAUAGAUUGCAAUGGUGCUAUGACUAAUACAUUCAUACUGUUUGAGUGCAUUGGUGACUAUGACAAUGGAAGAUUUGGUAGCUACAGACUUUGUUAGAAAUUAAGAAAUCAAGGCAGGUAAUCAGAUGGUACCAUGGCUACUCCAAGUUUUCUGCAUACUACAUGUAUUAGCCAAAAAUGCAAUGUGUAAAGACUUGCAUACAUGUAUGUUGUGAUUCAACUGCAUGCAUCCCUGUCAAUGUACAAAAAAAGGUAUGCAUUUAUGAUAAGAUAUUACUUUUGUUAAUACUAGUAUAUUUUUUAACAACUUCUAAAUUAAUAUUGAGACUUAUACACCUCAGCUAACCAUGUUGCAUUGUAAGAUUGUUAUGUUUUACUAGUACUUAGCAAUUGAACAACUGAAAAUUGUAUCAUUUUCAGAUUUCACUAUUAUUUUAUUAUGUUCAACUAAACUAAAUACAUACUUUCUAAUAUUCACUAUAAAUGCGCGACAGAAUGUUGCAUUUACAAUUUAACAUGUAGGAUAACAUUUAACUUUUGUUUGUUGCAUUUACUAUCAUUGCAUUACAGCUAAAUAGUAGUAUUGCAUGUAACUAGUAUUUGUCACAGUAACAGAUUGUCGCAGUUAUUUGCAGUCGACACACAUACGAAAUAUGUUACUUUUACAAUGUAAUUUGUAUGUCAAGAUUUAACCUAAGUUUUAUCACAUAUACUAUCAGAAAAA